Messenger RNA from Bradysia coprophila, 2115 nucleotides. RefSeq names its product sphingomyelin phosphodiesterase-like. Gene Ontology annotation, biological process: sphingomyelin catabolic process; ceramide biosynthetic process. The record is from RefSeq and is a predicted model, not a curated record. NCBI's taxonomy places the organism in Eukaryota, Metazoa, Arthropoda, Insecta, Diptera, Sciaridae. Gene Ontology annotation, molecular function: acid sphingomyelin phosphodiesterase activity. Gene Ontology annotation, cellular component: lysosome.
UCGGAAAAUAAAUGUUAACCAAACAUGAACAAUUUGUAUAUUGUGUUCGCAAUAAUAUUAAUUCAUAAUGGAACAAUUGUAACAGGUAAAAAUGAAGAUAAAACAUAAAUAUACGUGUCACGCUAUCGCAAUUUUCAACAAGGUCAUCCCAUACAUCCGUUUGAACAAAUUCAUCGUAACAAUCGAAUUAUUGAAUGGAAAGUUCCACCAAUCCUAGUCAAUGUAUCCACUUUUCCUCGAGGAUUGACGCCUAUAUUGCCGUCCAACAAUUACACGCACACACUUCCUUCUAGAUCCAUCGAUGGGAAAAUACAAACUAGACCAACAAACAAAACCAUAGAACCACAAGCCGGAAUUGAAGAGUAUAUGAGGUCGUUCGUAACUUGUAGCAACUGCAAAGCUGGAAUAUUUUUCAUUUUUAGUUACGUAUCUAAAUUGAAAUCUGAUGAAAAUUUUAAGACUCUCGCUGAUAUUUGCAUUACGUUUAACGUAUUUCCACCGGAUGUUUGCAAUGGUUUGAUCGUAAAAAAUACGCCAGCCCUACAAUUCAUUCUCAAUCGAGCAAAUUUCGACGUAAACGAGUUUUGCGCGACUCUUCUGCUUAACGAUGACUGUAUAGGAAAUGGAAAGUCACUGAAUGAAAACUGGGAAGUUACACUGCCAGUAGCACCAAAACCUCGACCUAAUAAUGUUCCGUUGCCUAAAGAAAAUUCGCCAAGCUUUAAAGUGUUGCACUUAACCGAUAUUCACCAUGAUCCACUUUAUUCUGAGGGAGCAAAUGCUGUGUGCAAAGAGCCAUUAUGUUGUCGCGAUAAAAAUCAAACUGUUGAAAAGGAAAGUGAUAGGGCUGGAAAGUGGGGCGAUUAUCGGAAUUGUGAUACACCGAAAGCGACUAUAGACAAUAUGUUUGAUCAUAUUGGUGACGUACACUCGGAUAUCGAUUAUAUCAUUUGGACUGGUGAUCUUCAACCGCAUAACAUUUGGAGCGAAACCAAAGAAGAAGUUUUGAAAUUACUCCGAGAAACGGUUAUGACACUGAAGAAGAAGUUUCCCAAUAUUCCAGUAUUUCCAGCUAUUGGAAAUCAUGACACUUCUCCAGUCAACUAUUUUCCUCAGCCGUACAUCACGGAUCGACAAUUUUCUGAUAAGUGGUUGCUAGACGAGCUCAACGUUUUGUGGCACACUUGGCUUCCCGAAAAUGUAUCGACCACUAUCAAGUAUGGUGGAUUCUACUCAGUGUUGCUGCGGCCAGGAUUUCGUAUCAUAUCAUUGAACACAAACUACUGCUAUUUUGCAAACUUUUGGCUUAUUCUAAAUGCAACGGAUCCAGCGUCUCAGUUGCAAUGGCUAAUCUACGAACUUCAAGCAGCAGAAUUAUCCAAUGAAAAAGUUCAUAUAAUUGGCCAUAUGUCUCCUGGUUAUAUAGAUUGCAUGAGAAUUUGGUCAAAGAAUUAUUACAACAUCAUCAGACGAUUCGAGUCAACGGUCACUGGUCAGUUUUUCGGUCACACACACGGAGAUGAGUUUGAAAUGUUUUGGGAUGAUCCGGACGAUUUGAAUAGGGCUGUAAAUGUGGCGUACAUUGCGCCAUCGGUAACAGCAUUCUCAAAUUUUAAUCCUGGGUACAAGAUCUAUUACGUGGAUGGGGAUCAUGCUGAUACAUCUCGAAUGGUUAUCGAUCAAGAAUGUUGGACUUUCAAUUUAGACGAUGCGAAUGUCCAAGGUUCACCAUCAUGGUACAAACUUUACUCUGCGAGAUCUAGUUAUGGUAUGGCUGGAUUACGUCCUAAUGAUUGGAAAGAAUUCGUUAAUAAGAUAGAAACUGACGACGAAGCUUUCGAUUUGUAUUACAAGCACUACUGGCGAGAUUCAUCGAAACGACCAAAUUGCGACGAAAUGUGUAAGAAACGGUUUAUUUGUGAUACGAGAAGUGGCCGUAGUCACGACCGAAAGGUGUUAUGUCGGAAUUGAUUAGAGUUGAAUGGGAUGAUAAAAUAAAUUGUGGAUUUUGGUCUUUUAAUAUUCUUACAUAUCUUUACGGACUAAUAAAGGUGCUGGCAUUUAUAGCGACAUUUUAAAAUAACCUCAGUGUGGCUCAUGCCACAAUCAUUACAA